This is a messenger RNA of Akanthomyces muscarius, 207 nucleotides long. RefSeq lists its product as uncharacterized. NCBI's taxonomy places the organism in Eukaryota, Fungi, Ascomycota, Sordariomycetes, Hypocreales, Cordycipitaceae. The transcript is spliced from 2 exons. The coding region runs from base 1 to 207 and encodes 68 amino acids. The record is from RefSeq and is a predicted model, not a curated record.
AUGCGCGGCCAUUACUCGACUGGUACACCAUACCAACUUUUACAGGAGCCCCCACCGUCCAGAUCCCUCGGAGAUAGAUCGAUACAGGCCCUAUUUCACCAAUUAGUGCCGAUUGCCUCUGUGCAACGAAGGGCUAAGAUAUUCUCUAUGAAAUCGGCACGGCUUCUGUGGGGCGUUCAGACUUACGCGACCUUGAUUACCAUUUAA